This is a messenger RNA of Aphis gossypii (cotton aphid), 1766 nucleotides long. RefSeq names its product ADP-ribosylation factor GTPase-activating protein 1 (gene ArfGAP1). Gene Ontology annotation, cellular component: Golgi membrane. The record is from RefSeq and is a predicted model, not a curated record. Gene Ontology annotation, biological process: regulation of endocytosis; regulation of ARF protein signal transduction. The coding region runs from base 450 to 1616 and encodes 388 amino acids. NCBI's taxonomy places the organism in Eukaryota, Metazoa, Arthropoda, Insecta, Hemiptera, Aphididae. Gene Ontology annotation, molecular function: GTPase activator activity. The transcript has 10 exons.
GCAUAAUAUAAAGGAUUCAGUAUAUUUCAUGCAAUCUGUCAAUAGGCGCCAGCAGUCGGCUAACCACUAGUGGACUGUGGUAAUUGGCAAAUGCCUAUUGCCUAGUUUCACUUUUAUAGUAUUCUGUUAUUUAGCUUAUCCAUCAUGGACAAUUAUUUAACUAUUUCUUGUUAGCUUGGAAAUGUGUAGCGUACAGAAAAAAAAAACGUAAUUAUUCAAUAGUAUAUUAGUUAUUGGUAAUAAGCAAUCGCGAAUUCGUUUCGUUUGGCUCACGCCUACUCGAAUUUUACUGCUUUUGACUAAUCUAAGUAUUAUGUUAUCUCUGUACUAGUUGCGUUAUACAAGUGUAAAUUAAAUUCUUUAACUUAUUCUGCAGUAUGCUGUAUUUUUAAUUUCUGUUUGUAUAUCUUGUUCAAUAUUUUGUAGUAUCUAAUUUUUUUUUCUUAACCAUGAGUAUGAAACAUCUAACUAACAAAACCCCUAAAAUUCUACAAGAGCUUAUGACCCAACAGGAUAAUUCGAAAUGUUUUGAAUGCGGUUCUCAUAAUCCACAAUGGGCUUCUGUCUCAUAUGGAAUUUGGAUUUGUUUAAUGUGUUCAGGAAAACACAGAGGUCUUGGUGUUCACCUAUCAUUUGUCCGAUCCAUCACCAUGGAUUCUUGGAAAGAUUUAGAGUUGGAAAAAAUGAGAGUUGGAGGAAAUAGAAAUGCCAUAGAAUUUUUCAAAUCUCAACCAGACUGGAGUGAUUCAAUGACUAUUGAACAAAAAUAUAAUACUAAAGCUGCAGCAUUAUAUCGAGAUAAGAUUUUAAAUUUAGCUAAAGGAGAACAAUGGAGCCCUACUACAUCAUCAGCUAAAGAUUAUAAUGUAGAUCAUAUGAAAAUGAAAGGUAACCAAUCUCAAAAGUAUAAUUUUAAUGAAUCAUCAACCAAUUAUAAUGAAUUGAAUUCUGGCUAUCAAAAUGAUGUUAACAUUCCAAAUAUCAAAGAUGAGAAAGAAGCAUUUUUUGCUAGAAAACAAUAUGAAAACAUGUCAAAACCUAGUAAUGUGCCUCCAAACCAAGGUGGGCGUUAUUCUGGAUUUGGCAAUACAGUUGAACCACCACCUAGAAGUCAAUCUCAAGAUCUUCUUGAUUCUGCAGUGUCAUCGUUUUCUAGUGGAUGGUCUUUAUUUUCUUCGUCUGCAUCAAAACUAGCUUCACAAGCUACACAAAGUGCCAUUAAAAUUGGUGGAUUAGCUACUCAAAAGGUAUCAGAUAUAACUACUGACAUAAGCUCAAAGAUAAAAGAAGGUACAUUAAUUGAUGACGUAUCCACUCAAUUUUCUUCUAUGACUACAAAGGUGAACGAUUUAGGUCGUAAAGAAUGGCAAAAUAUCACUGGCAGUAAUAUUCCUACACCGCCAAAAUCACAAUCAACUAAUUUUGUAGCACAUUCCACUGAGAACUCUUCCUUAAUUUCUGAAGGUUCAUCUGGAAAUCAAAAAAAUGUGCAGCGUAAAAACAGCUGGACAUCAUGGGAUGUUAAUAAUACUCAUGCAGCGUCCUCAGAUCAAACAACUGAAAAAUAUCAACCAAUUCAAGAUGAAUGGAAUAACAAAUGGGAUAACAAUUGGUAGAUCUGUAUCAAAAUUUGUAUUAAGUUUCUAUUUUAAAAAAAAUUAAAGAUAUAAAUAUUUAUAAAUGUUAUUUUUCAUUUUGAAUAUACAAUUAAAUUGUUUUAAUUUUAAAAAAAUUAUUUAGAAAAUUAUAUUAUAUUAUAUACUUUA